Cydia amplana is the source of this 1014-nucleotide messenger RNA. It is a transcript of the gene Pcna, whose product is annotated as proliferating cell nuclear antigen. The transcript is spliced from 7 exons. The coding region runs from base 82 to 864 and encodes 260 amino acids. The record is from RefSeq and is a predicted model, not a curated record. Gene Ontology annotation, biological process: regulation of DNA replication; leading strand elongation; mismatch repair. Gene Ontology annotation, molecular function: DNA binding; DNA polymerase processivity factor activity. Gene Ontology annotation, cellular component: PCNA complex. NCBI's taxonomy places the organism in Eukaryota, Metazoa, Arthropoda, Insecta, Lepidoptera, Tortricidae.
UGUCACAAAGCUCGUGAGGUCAGCACCCAGCGUCAUUUAUUUUCUUGUCGCAUUUCCGCAAAUUUUCUGUAAAACGUAACAAUGUUCGAGGCACGUUUACUCAAAAGCUCGAUCCUCAAGAAGGUGCUGGAAGCCAUCAAAGAUCUGCUAACACAAGCCACGUUUGACUGCGAUGACAAUGGCAUUCAGUUGCAGGCCAUGGACAACUCCCAUGUGUCUCUGGUGUCCCUCACUCUCCGAGCCGAUGGCUUCGACAAAUACAGAUGCGACAGAAACAUUUCCAUGGGCAUGAAUCUGGGAAGCAUGUCCAAGAUCCUCAAAUGUGCAGGUGACAAAGACACAGUGACCAUGAAGGCUCAAGACAAUGCAGACACAGUUACAUUCGUCUUUGAGAGCCCCAACCAGGAAAAAGUCUCGGAUUAUGAAAUGAAACUUAUGAAUUUGGACCUAGAACAUUUAGGUAUUCCCGAGACUGAGUACAGCUGCACAAUCCGCCUGCCGAGUGGGGAGUUCGCGCGGAUCUGCCGGGACCUGUCCCAGUUCGGAGAGUCCAUGGUCAUAUCUUGCACCAAGGAGGGCGUGAAGUUCUCAUCGACGGGCGACAUCGGCUCAGCCAACAUCAAGCUGGCGCAGACCGCGUCCAUCGACAAGGAGGAGGAGGCCGUAGUUAUCGAGAUGGACGAGCCUGUCACGCUCACGUUCGCCUGCCAGUACCUCAACUACUUCACCAAGGCCACGUCGCUGAGCACCCAGGUCCAGCUGUCCAUGUCUGCUGACGUCCCGUUGGUAGUGGAAUACCGUAUCCAGGACAUCGGCCACAUCCGCUACUAUCUCGCGCCCAAGAUCGAGGAGGAAGACAGCUAGACUGAUCGCCAUUAAGUAUAAUGCUAGUUUUAAACCACACUAAUAAUUUAGGUUUUAUACAGCAUCGGUUACUGUUAUCAUGUCUUUGUGAUUGUCAAUUUCGAGAAUAAAUUUAGUUAAUUACAUAGUCUGGCUAUGGGAUUUUGCAAA